Molecule: messenger RNA, 3263 nt
Organism: Phlebotomus argentipes
Lineage: Eukaryota; Metazoa; Arthropoda; Insecta; Diptera; Psychodidae
Exons: 5
Coding region: 99-3263 (1054 amino acids)
Biological process (GO): carbohydrate transport; transmembrane transport
Cellular component (GO): membrane
Molecular function (GO): sugar transmembrane transporter activity
Source: RefSeq, a predicted model, not a curated record
GCUAUAGGAGGAGUGAUUGGACCCAUUAUCUCUUUCCUCAUAGUCGACAGGUGCGUAAUUCUUUGUUUUACUCACAAUGGCAAGGUGUAUGAUAGUAAAUGUUUUGCAAGACUUAUUACAGAUUCGGGCGAAAAUUCACUCUCUUAUCAGCCACUAUUCCAGUAAUCAUUGGACUCAUUCUCGUCCUUCUUGCCAAUUCUCCUGAAGUAUUAUACGUUUCAAGGCUCCUUUCCGGUAUCACUGCCGGAAUGGCUUAUGCUGCGAUGCCCAUGUACUUGGGAGAGAUCUCUUCAGACAAGAUUAGAGGAUCCAUUGGCACUCUGUUGAUGGUAAUGGCGUAUUUUGGCAUUCUCUACGUCUACGCUAUAGGACCCUAUGUCUCCAUUAGCCUCCUGGCGUGGAUUCUCAUGAUCCUCCCAGUCCUCUUUGUUGCGACAUUCAUUUGGCUGCCCGAAUCUCCUUACUUCCUUCUGCUGAAAGAUCGUCAUGAAGCAGCAGAGAAGAGCCUCCGCUGGCUCAGGAAGAGCGAGGAUGUUUCCGAAGAGCUUAAACGAAUGGACGGCGCUGUGAAGAAGGCCAAGGAGAACUGCGGAACUGUAAAAGAACUGUUCGCUCGUGGCAACAGAAGGAGUCUCAUCAUUUGCUGGGGAAUGGCCGCAUGUCAGCAACUCUGCGGUAGUCAAGCUGUUAUCGCUUAUUCACAGCAGAUUUUUGAGGAAGUUUCCAGCGGAUUAGGCGGCAGUGAAUCGGCGAUCAUCAUGGCUGUGGUCCAACUCGUGACAGCUUCCUUUUCCUCAUCAAUCGUCGAUCGCCUGGGCAGAAGACCUCUUCUGCUGAUCUCCACUUCUGGAGCCACGAUUUGCAACACUAUAGUGGGACUGUACUUCUUCCUGCUCCACCGUGGCGUCAAUAUGGACGCUCAUGCCUGGCUUCCAAUCACAACUUUGAUGAUUUUCAUUAUCUCGUACACAAUAGGCCUUACUACAGUGCCUUUUGCUCUCCUCAGUGAACUCUUCCCGACGAAUAUAAAGGCAAUCGCCACAGCUUCAUUCGCCGCGUUCACUGCUUUCGUCGGCUUCAGUGUUCUUAAGCUUUAUCAGCUUGUCUCAGAUGAACUCGGAAUGCACGUUACAUUUUGGGGAUUCGCCGUCCUUACUUUAUUCUUCGUGAUAUUUGUAUAUUUUUUAAUUCCUGAAACCAAAGGACGUCCGCUUGAUGAGAUUCUCGAAGAUAUGAAAUCGCCUUUGAAACGAAUGCAAAAGAACGAACCGGAAAAUGUGAUGAAAAGCCUUCAUUUACAUAAAUGUAAAAGAUCACUGAUUCUGCGGUCGCUUGAUAAACUCGAUCUUUAUGGGAUCUUCGGUCCUCAACACCAUAUCGGCGAUGAAGACAAUAUCAUCGCGAUGAGUGAUGGGAGAAAGGCGGAAGUUCAUCAGGAUGCUCUCGAUCACCGUCUUGAUUUCCAGCAGGGCGAAUUUCUGGCCAAUGCAAUUGCGUGGCCCGGCAGAGAAAGGAAGAUAAGCAAAAGGAUGGCGCCUCUCCACAUGUUCAGGCAGAAAUCUGUCCGGAUCAAAGCGCUCGGGAUCAGGAAAGACCUCAGGGUCUCGAUGGAGAUCGAAAAUAAGAGCCUCAAUCAAUGUUUUAGCGGGCAGUGGUGCAGCCGAAAGGGAAGGGGAUCCAUCAGCUUCCAGGAUGGAAAAUACGAAUGCCUUAAUUCAAAUUGUGACGAUUGCUCGGUAACUGCAAAGUCAAAUGCAAGUGAUUCAAAAAUGGAGGCAAUAAAGACGGCAUUGACGGCAGAGCAUGAAUUUGCUGAUGAAGAUGUCGUGUAUAAGGAGCGACAUGCCUAUAAAGGAAGAGGACUUCAAGCAACUACGGCGGUCAGAGAUUUCAUAAUGCUGUGCACGUUGAUUAUGGUCACCGCAGCCGCUGUCUAUGGCUGGACUUCACCGACUCUGCCGAAACUCACUGCUGAAGAUUCGCCAAUUCCAACAACAGCAGACCAGAGUUCGUGGAUUGUAGCAUUCUUAUCGAUAGGAGGAGUGAUUGGACCCAUUAUCUCGUUCCUCAUAGUGGACAGAAUAGGGCGGAAGAUCACUCUAUUAUCAGCCACUUUUCCAGUGAUCAUUGGAAUCAUCCUCGUCCUCGUGGCAAAUUCUCCUGAAGUCUUGUAUGCUUCUAGACUUUUCUGUGGCACCACUUAUGGAAUGGCUUAUGCUGCGAUGCCCAUGUACUUGGGAGAGAUCUCUUCAGACAAGAUCAGAGGAUCCAUUGGCACUCUGUUAACAGUAAUGGCGAAAUUUGGCAUCCUCUACGCUUACGCUAUAGGACCCUAUGUCUCCAUUAGCCUCCUGGCGUGGAUUCUCAUGAUCCUUCCAGUCCUCUUCGUUGCGACAUUCAUUUGGCUGCCCGAAUCUCCUUACUUCCUUCUGCUGAAAGAUCGUCAUGAAGCAGCAGAGAAGAGCCUCCGCUGGCUCAGGAAGAGCGAGGAUGUUUCCGAAGAGCUUAAACGAAUGGACGGCGCUGUGAAGAAGGCUAAGGAGAACCGCGGAACUGUACGAGAACUGUUCACUCGCGGCAACAGGAGGAGUGUUAUUAUUUGCUGGGGAAUGGCUGCUGCCCAGCAACUCUGCGGCAGUCAAGCUGUUAUCGCUUAUUCACAGCAGAUCUUUGAACAAGUAUCCAGCGGAUUAGGCGGCAGUGAAUCGGCGAUCAUCAUGGCUGUGAUUCAACUUGUGACAGCUUCCUUUUCCUCAUCAAUCGUCGAUCGCCUGGGCAGAAGACCUCUUCUGCUGAUCUCCACUUCUGGAGCCACGAUUUGCAACACUAUAGUGGGACUGUACUUCUUCCUGCUCCACCGUGGCGUCAAUAUGGACGCUCAUGCCUGGCUUCCGAUCACAGCUAUUAUGCUGUUCAUUAUCUUUUACACUGUUGGCUUGGCCACAGUGCCUUUCGCUCUCCUCAGUGAACUUUUCCCGACCAAUAUUAAGGCGAUCGCCUCAGCUUCUUACGCUGCCUUUGCGGGUUGCAUUGCCUUUGGUGUUUUUAAGCUCUAUCAGGUUGUUUCCGAUAAUCUCGGAAUGUACGUGACAUUUUGGGGAUUCGCCGUCUUUACACUCUUCUUCGUGAUAUUCGUGUAUAUUCUGAUCCCUGAGACCAAAGGACGUCCGCUUGAUGAGAUUCUCGAAGAUAUGAAAGCUUUGAAAUCGCCACUAAGACGAAAGCAAAAGAACGAACCGGAAAAUGUGAUAAAAAGCCUAUAA